Molecule: messenger RNA, 5591 nt
Organism: Oreochromis niloticus (Nile tilapia)
Lineage: Eukaryota; Metazoa; Chordata; Actinopteri; Cichliformes; Cichlidae
Gene: trpm2
Product: transient receptor potential cation channel, subfamily M, member 2
Exons: 34
Coding region: 281-4687 (1468 amino acids)
Biological process (GO): calcium ion transmembrane transport
Cellular component (GO): plasma membrane
Molecular function (GO): ligand-gated calcium channel activity
Source: RefSeq, a predicted model, not a curated record
AUAAAAGUAGGCCAAGGAGUUAAGUUUUUGUUGUCUGUGGAACCUUUUUUCCGCCUCUGUAAUAUCAUAAUAAUAAUACAAAACAAUAAUAAUAAAAAUGGGUGGCUUAUCUUAGAAAACUGACUUAAGAACUCGAAAUUUCAAGUUUGCUUUUGUGAGAUAAUUUUGAUUCUAUUGACUGCAGUUUUGACUGCAAGUUUUUCCGGGCCGGAAAUUCCCGUCCACAGUUGUCUGGUCAAUUUAGCUAGCUAACUAGCUGCUCUUCAGAAACUCUUCAGAUAUGCUACCUAAAUCUGAGAGCAAGGUUCACCCGCACCUAGUGACUCAGCAGGUGCAGCAAAAAACACAUGGAAUAAAUCAACCAUGGGUUUCUGCUUCUUGUAAGCGCCUUGCUCUCGCCUCCUGGAUCAAGGAAAACAUUUGCAAGAAGGAAUGUUGCUUUUUUGAAAAAGAUGGAAGAGGGGAUGUGUGUAAGUGUGGCUACGCAAAAACUGAUCAUACAGACGAAGCCAUCAAGCCAGAAGACUUCACAGGCGAGUCGUGGAACAUACACAGACAUGUCCGCGAAGCGCCCACUGAUGCUUUUGGAGACAUCAGCUUUGGUGGUUUGGGACAAAAGACAGGCAAGUACGCCCGAGUGUCCACAGACACCAGCCCUGAGAUCCUGUACCAGUUAUUGACUGAACAAUGGAAACUGUCCCCUCCCAAUCUACUGAUCUCAGUGACCGGAGGAGCCAAGAAUUUCUAUCUGAAGUCUCAUCUCAAGAACAUGUUCCACAGAGGGCUGAUCAAAGUGGCCCAGACAACAGGUGCAUGGAUCAUCACUGGUGGUACCCACACAGGUGUGAUGAAGCACGUAGGGCAGGCUGUGAGGGACUACGCCAUGAGUAGCUCCAUGCAGAGCAAGAUUGUAACUAUUGGAGUGGCAACAUGGGGGAUAAUUCAUAACAGGAAAGCACUGGUGCAUCCAGAGGGAUGCUUCCCUGCCCAUUAUUUGAUGGACACUGGGAAUCAGGGCCAGUUAUCUACUCUUGACAGCAACCAUACCCACUUCCUGCUGGUGGAUGAUGGAACCCACGGACAUUAUGGUGUAGAGAUUAAAUUGCGUAGCUGCCUAGAGAUGUGGAUCUCCAGAAAGUGUCUUGGAAAUAAAGGGACUGGUGGGACUAUUCCUGUGGUGUGUGUGGUUUUGGAUGGCGGACCAGGCACGCUGAAUACCAUCUACAAUGCUAUGCUGCAUGGAACACCAUGCGUGAUCUUGGAGGGCUCUGGGAGAAUAGCAGAUGUUAUUGCACACGUGUCAGGACUGCCACUUAUCCAAGUCACUAUUGCCCUCAUCCAGCAGUUGAUGAAGAAGUUUUUUGGUCAAGAGUAUGAACAGUUCUCAGAUGGCAAAAUCAUAGAAUGGACCAAGAAGAUUCAGGACAUCAUCAGGAUGCCACACCUGCUCACAGUGUUCAGAGUGAGCGGGGACUAUCAUGGGGAUUUGGAUGUAGCCAUUCUUCAAGCACUACUCAAAGCCUCGAGAUCCAGUGAAUUCCUGGGAGUCGAAUGCUGGAAGAGGCAGCUGGAGCUGGCUAUAAACUGGAACCGGGUGGAUAUAGCUGAGACUGAGAUCUUCACUGAGGAGAGCCAGUGGAAGUCCAGUGACCUCCACUGGGCCAUGUUCUCAGCCCUGGCUGGCAACAAGCCUCAGUUUGUGAGUCUGUUGCUGGAAAAUGGUGUGAGUCUGAGGGAUUUCCUGCAGAAGGAGGAAACUCUGUGUGAGCUCUACAAACAGCUGCCCAGCUGCUUCUUUCUGCGCAAGCUGGCUAAGCGGAUCCACAGUGCUCGAUGCAGCGGGAGGCAAGCUUUCGGCAUCAGAACUCGAGCUAGCAGGGAGCAAGGCGAAAAGAUCUCCUUAACUUAUGUCUCUGAUGAGGUGCGCCACUUGCUGGGCAAGUUCACCCAGCCCCUCUAUCCUCCCUCCACAGACCAGUUCAACAUGUCCAUGGAUGAAACGUCACUGUCACCGUCUAAAAGUCAGACAAGUUCCCAAGCUCAGCUCCGGGAGGACAGUCCUGAAACACAGAGGGACCCGGGCACAGACCUUUUCCUUUGGGCUGUCGUCCAGAAUAACAAGGAACUGGCUGAAAUUGCCUGGGAGCAGUGUAGGGAUUGUAUGUCUGCUGCUCUGGCUGCCAGUAAGAUCCUGAAGAAAAUGGCACGAGAAGGAAGCGAUGCAGAUGAUGCAGAAGAAAUGCGAGAACUCGCCAGUCACUAUGAGAAACAUGCCAUUGGUGUCUUCACCGAGUGCCACAGCAGUGACGAGUCGCGCGCUAAGAAACUGCUGGUUCGCAUGUCACACUUGUGGGGCAGAACGACAUGCCUGCGGCUGGCACUCGAGGCAGAUGACAAAAACUUCAUAGCUCAGUCUGGUGUUCAGGCUCUGCUGACUCAGAUCUGGUGUGGUAAGCUUUCAGUAGAGAACCCUGUGUGGAGAGUGCUGAUCUGCAUGGUGUUUUUCCCUCUUAUGUACACUGGCUUUCUGUGUUUCAGACAUGAUGAAAUCAUCCAGAGAGAAACUGCGAAAGACGAGGAGAUGAAGAGAGUGGAGACCCUGACAGGAAGCACACUCAGAAGAAAUGGUUAUGGCCCCUUGAAGCCCAUGAAGCCUCUGGGCUGCUGGUCCAGGCUGAUGUACCUGUACACCUCCCCACAGGUUAAAUUUUACUGGAACAUUGUAUUUUAUUUCGCCUUCCUCUUCCUGUUUGCUGUGGUGCUGAUGAUCGAUUUCCAGAGCACGCCCUCUGCUGGCGAGCUGCUGCUCUACAUCUGGCUGCUCUCGGUGGUGUGUGAGGAGGUCAGACAGCUCUUUCAUGAUCCAGAUGGUUUUGGGUUUCGUAAGAAAGCCAAGAUGUACAUCAAUGAGUUUUGGAAUAUUUUAGAUGUCCUCUCCAUCAUCCUGUUCCUUAUCGGCCUUGUAUUUAGGCUGACAACCGAGCUGUUUUAUCUCGGUAAAAUCAUCCUCUGCAUCGAUUUUGUGGUCUUCUGCCUCCGUCUCAUGGCCAUCUUCACUAUCAGCCGAACCCUCGGACCCAAAAUCAUCAUAGUCAGAAAGAUGAUGAUGGACAUGUUCUUCUUCAUGUUCCUCCUGAGUAUCUGGGUGGUGGCUUAUGGCGUCGCCAAACAAGGCAUCCUCAUCCACAAUGAAAAUCGUCUGGCUUGGAUCAUCCGUGGGGUGGUUUACGAGCCAUACCUCAUCAUAUUUGGCCAGUUUCCUAAAAAUAUUGACAACACUGAGUUUGACAUGAACUCUUGCAGCGUGAAUGCUACAGAUCCCCUGAAGCCCAAAUGUCCCGUGUUGAACGAAAACCAGAGCCCCGUCUUUCCUGAAUGGCUCACCAUCAUCAUGCUUUGUGUUUACUUGCUCUUUGCCAACAUACUGCUGCUCAACCUCUUAAUAGCAAUUUUCAACUUUACAUUUGAGGAAGUCCAGGACAACACAGACAAAAUAUGGAAGUUUCAAAGAUACGAGUUAAUUAAGGAGUACCACAGUCGACCUGCUGCCCCUCCUCCUUUCAUCAUCCUCAGUCAUAUCUACCUCUUCAUCAGAAGCAUGGUGCUGCGGAGGCCCGCCAAAAUAUACAAAGAGUUCAAGAAUGAGCUCAACCCGACAGAGGAUGAGGAGCUGCUGACCUGGGAGUCUUUGAUGAAAGACAGAUACUUGGUGUCUGCGCGGCAGGAGCAGAGCCAGAGCACGGAGAGACGCAUCCUGGACACAGUCCAGAAAGUUACCAUCAUAACUGAUCUGCUGGAGAGAAAUGGGGAAACGAGCGCUGCUGCCAUGCUGAAAAGACUGGCUCAACUUGAAGAGCAGGUCAGCCAGUCAACUAAAGCCCUGCAGUGGAUUAUGGAUAGUCUGAAAUCUCAGGGUCUGCCCUCAAAAGACACACAGUCACGGACUCCAGCUGUCGUAGAUGAGACCCCAGAUUCUUUCAGGAAUACGUCGGAGAAAGGAAGCGGUUUCCAUGUGAAAUCCCGUCAGUUUUCCUACCCGAACAGCAAACUCACACGCUUCCCUGUGCCUGAGGAGAAGGUGCCCUGGGAGGUCAGUUUCAGCUCAUACAAACCAACUAAUUAUACCUCUGAUGACAGCGAAGGCCAUGUGGAUGGAUCAGAACCAGAAGCCUUAGCUAAUUACAGAAACCCAGGGGGGAGGACAGGCAUCAGUGGGCGUGGGGCACUGAGCCGCCUGGGUCCAAACCUCAGUGUAGAACUUGUGAUUACACGCUGGCGAGACAGCGAGAAGUCAGUUCUGGAGUACCUGGCAGUUUAUGACGAGAGUCGAGGAACUUUAUCUUUACCUGGAGGCCCUGUUGAGUCUGCUGAUAAACUGCCACCAACUCUUAAAAAAACGAUGGGAAAAAAGCUGUAUGAAACGAUUGAGGCAAAACUGUCAGAGGGAACAAAGGUGUUUGAGGGUUAUGUGGAUGACUACAGGAACACGGAUAACGCCUGGGUGGAAAUGACUGUCCUAAACAUUCACCUGAACAGAAAAAGCCAGGUGAUGGUGGACAUCAACAACACGGUGCUGAGCAGUAACGGUGCUCUUCAGUGGCAGGAGGUGAGCAGCAGAGCCAGACUUAGCUCAAACCAAAGAGAGUCGCUGCGGCUGGCUGCUGCGCUGCACAACAGGAAGUUCUGACAUUCACGACGCUGUGGCUGUAAAUGUGCCUCUACAUCUCCCCGUCACUGCUGCCUUUUCUUCAAAUAUGUAGAUUAAUUGUGUUGCACUGAAAGCUAUAAUGUACAUUCUGCUGCUGCUGACUAUGAAAUGAAUGUUGAACCUACACUGUUAACUGCUGCUCACUAAAAACAAUCAAAUAUUAACAUUCAGAGAAGAGUGGCUACUCCUCCACACUGAUAGGAGCCAGCUGAGGUGGUAUGGGUCGUCUAGGUGAGGUGUUUCAGGCAUGUCCUACUGGGAGGAGGCCCUGGACAGAUCCAGGAAAAGAUCGCUACUUAAAAUCAGCUGGAUGAGCUGGGCGUCUCUGCUAAGACCCCCUGCGACCUGAACCUGGAUAAGAAAUUGGAGGAAUAAUUAAAGGGGACUAAUUAUGUUAAUUUCCAGCUCUCUAUAUUUUUUUAAAUUUCAAUUCUACUAGAGUAGCUUUGCAUGAUUCACAGCUCAAAAUAAUCCUUAUUUAUCUUUUCCUGACUAUGCAGCACUUUAGAUUAUCCUCUUUCUGUGCUCAUACUAUAUUGGGGAUAUGCACUCAGUGAUGACAUACAGAGCCAAGAAUAUUAUAAAAACAAGCACUCAUAUCACAGGGAUUACUUGAACAUAUAGUGGCCUCAUUAUUAGAAACUUCAGUGAUGUGUGAUAUGAGCCAUUGUUACAGUAUAUGUGUGACAGAAAAAGUGGAACAGAUCUCUUUUAAGUGAUCAGAGUUCACUAAUGGCGCACAGGGUACUUUAACUUACAGUUGUCUAAUAGUAUGUAGCAGUUAUAGAGCUUAUUCUUUUAUAACACACAAGACAAUCAUCAGUAAUAAUAAUAAUCAUGUUACAACUUGGUGAUAUUAAAUAAUAAUCUACAUUUUUUUAAA